GUCUGAGGAAAAUCUUGAGCACUCGCGCGUCCGCUGGUGAACAUGAAAACUCGUGCCGUUGUAUUGGUGUGUGUCCUGAUAUUUCACGGAUCAAGCGGCGUGUUUCUUGAUAAAGAUGACGCCAGCUCGGUGCUGCAGCGCGUCAGGCGCGCAAACUCCGGCUUCCUUGAGGAGAUGAAGCGCGGGAAUCUCGAGCGCGAGUGCAUCGAAGAAAUCUGCGACUACGAGGAAGCGCGCGAGGUGUUCGAGGACGACACGAAGACGAAACAGUUUUGGCUGAGUUACUCCGGUGAGUUUAUGUGUCAAUUCAUCAAUUUAUUUCUGACAUUAUUACUGUUUUGAUGACAGUGGUGACGAUAUUAAAUGACUACAGUAUUAAAGCCCUUUCACACCAAGAAAUGUAACCAACCAGUGCCAUGCGCAGAUGCACAUUAUGAGGGCAGGAGGGUCCCCCUCGUAGAAAUCGCUCGAGCCCCUCCAGCCCCCUGUGCACGCCACUGACUGUAAUGAUACCAACGACACCAACACACCGUAAUAUUCUGUUUAGAAGCGCACUGCAGAUUUGUCGUCUGUCGCUUUAAAUG
Molecule: messenger RNA, 584 nt
Organism: Sinocyclocheilus grahami
Lineage: Eukaryota; Metazoa; Chordata; Actinopteri; Cypriniformes; Cyprinidae
Product: coagulation factor X-like
Exons: 3
Coding region: 43-342 (99 amino acids)
Cellular component (GO): extracellular region
Molecular function (GO): calcium ion binding
Source: RefSeq, a predicted model, not a curated record